Molecule: messenger RNA, 1680 nt
Organism: Balaenoptera ricei (Rice's whale)
Lineage: Eukaryota; Metazoa; Chordata; Mammalia; Artiodactyla; Balaenopteridae
Gene: CDCA3
Product: cell division cycle associated 3
Exons: 6
Coding region: 680-1480 (266 amino acids)
Source: RefSeq, a predicted model, not a curated record
UAUUGAAGAGCAGAAACGGACGGUGGUUUAAACCAGUCAAUCCCAGAAACUUUCCUGGGGACCUGUCCAAUGGGAAAAUAGAAGGGCAGUUGUAGUAUUGAUAUUUGAAAAGGGGCUGUCCAAUGAGGCGGGGUUUGAGAGUUAGUGUCGAGUGAUUGCUAACUCCGUCGACCAAUAAGGAUUACGAUCUCUUUGGCCUCAGAAAAAUCUUCAUAACUCCGUCUCCAGCUGGAUAUGUACAUAAUAGCGUAAUAAUUCAUGAUUCUAUUUUUUUAAAAAAUCAUUUGAUUUCGAAACGGAAGGUCUCAAAAGCUAAAAUUGGCAUUCUGCAAAGUCUCACGACAGACAGCUCGCAGCCCUAUACUGAACAAAAGUCCCCCUAUCGAGGAGGCGUCACCCCUGGCAAGUCAAGCCGCCGUCCAUUGGCCCCACGGUCCCCAUGAUAGACGUCCUCCCAGCCCAAUGGCUUCCUGCGCUGGAGGCGGGCCUCACAUAGCGGACCUAUAGGAACCAGGAUCGACUCAGCCAAUAGGGUCAGGGCAGGGGCGUGGCGGGAAGUUUGAAACUUCGAUUCGGGAGUUGAGGAUCGAGCUGUUUUGCACCCAAAGCUGGAACUGGGGCCCGGCAUCCCUUCCUCGCCCGGGCCGGGCCCUGCCCCAUCCUAUUUCUCCUGGUUGAGAUGGGCUCAGCCAAGAGCGUCCCAGUCACUCCAGCGCGGCCUCUGCCUCACAACAAGCUUCUGGCUCGAGUGGCGGACCCCCGUUCACCCAGCGCCGGCAUCCUGCGCACUCCCAUCCAGGUAGAGAGCUCUCCUCAGCCAAACCUGCCAGCAGGGGAGCAGCUGGAGGGCCCUAAGCAGUCCCAGGACUCAGAUCCCCGCUCUCCUACCCUUGGCAUUGCACGGACACCUAUGAAGGCCAGCGGAGAGCCCCCAAGCCCACUGGUGAAACAGCUGAGUGAUGUAUUUGAGACCGAAGACCCCACAUUAAGUCUUCCCCCAGAGCCUGUUCUGCCCCUAGAGACACCUUCAUCUUCUCAACUGGACUUGCCUCUGGGCACCCAGUUUUCCCUUGAGGAUCAGAUGCCACCUUGGAGCCAGACUGAGCUCCCCUCCAGGCAGGUGUUUUCCAAGGAGGAAAUAGGACAUGCCUCAGAAACCCCUAUGGCCAGCCAGGACUCAGACAAGCCCUUGAGAGACCCCGAGACUCCUCGAUCUUCAGGUUCUAAGUGCAGCAGAUGGAAACCAAACAGCAAGGUGCUAGGGAGAUCUCCUCUCACCAUCCUGCAGGAUGACAACUCCCCCGGGACUCUGACACCACGACAGGGAAAGCGGCCUUCUCCCCUGAGUGAAAAUGUUAGGGAACUAAAGGAAGGGGCCGUUCUGGGAACUGGACGACUUCUGAAAACUGGAGGACGAGCAUGGGAGCAAGGCCAGGGCCAUGACAAGGAAAAUCAGCACUUUCCUUUGGUAGAGAACUAGGGCAUGCACGGCCUCAGCACCGGGACUCACCAGGGGCCUAGUGAUAUUCUGUGUCCUCUCACCCCUUCUUUCCCUGGGAGACUGGAAAGGCUCGUUUUCUUCAACUCCCCCUACACCACCAACUCUGGGACUGAGAGCUUCCUUGGCUUUCUUUGUGUCUUAUGUGUUUCUGUAUAUUAAAGCAAGUGAUUUUAAAUGAU